UAAACACUCUAAUUUUGAGUAUGCACAUUAGAUAGCUCGACUUGUCUCCACGGUAUCAAAGAACAUUUCACCUUACAAAAUAAAUAGAUCGACACCUCCAAAAUGUAUAUGUCACGUCGGCAUAAGGUGUCCACAAGACACAAUGAAGACGAGUUGGAGUGUUUAGCUGUCAAUUGAGACCAAGUUGUGGUGUCUCAAUGUGCACUUUCAAAGUUAGAAUAUUUACUUGUGCCAGUUGAGACCAAAUUUAAGUGUGUUUAUGUAUCAUGUAUUAUUCAAAUUAAUCACCUUAAUUUUUCCCACUUCCCACACUCAUGAGUAUUGACUUUGUUGUCAACUUUGUUGUUUUUCCAUCCACUUGUUAUUAACUACUUACUAAAACAGUACCAUUGAUACUCUUUGUAAGUGCAUAAAUAGAAGAACUACUAGCUUAUUCAGUAUAUAGCAAAAGAUUUACAGUAACUAGAGAGAUACCGAAUACAAUCGAUGGAGAUCGCGAGAAUGACUAGAGGGUGUGUGAUUCUCAUGUUCUUUAUGGCUGCAAUAGCGUUCUGCAGCCAUCAACAAGUGGUGGCGAAAAAUAUCGCCACCUAUUCACAAUCGCGCUCCAGUAAUUGCAGCGGUAGCGAUAAGGGAAAAAUAAAGAAGUGCAUGACACAAACAACCUCUAUAGAUAAAUGUUGUCCAUUAUUUAAGAGGACAAUUGGUGCUAAUUGUAAGUGUUAUCAUUAUGCUGAGGACUUGGAUAAUCAAGUCUUAAUUACUCUUGAGAGUUACUGUGAUGUCAAUAAUCCAUGUAAACAUGUACAAUCGCAGCCGAAAUGCAGUGCAACUGAUAAAGCAAAGGUAAAAACUUGCAUGACUAAAACAAGCUCUAUAGAUGCAUGCUGCCCAACAUUCAGAAGCAUACUAGGCAGGAGUUGCCCUUGCUAUGGUUAUGCCAUGAAAUUAGACAAUCAAGUUUUGAUUACUCUUCAAGCUUAUUGUGAUGUUAGCAAUCCUUGUAAGCAAGUGCAAGGUGAAAUGAGAAAAUCAACUCAAUCUUCUGUAAUUGUUAGUCAAGAAGAUGAUGAUCAUUAAUACUGAAAGUUCAGCUGAGAAGGUCGUGUCCUUGGGACUACAACUAUGAAGGAUACAAAUGCAGUUAACAUUGAUCUUGAUUUUAGACCUUCUAGUAUGAAGUUUAAAAGACAGAGAUGCUACUACUACGCCGCGGCCACAACUGCUAAGUAAAACAAGAGAAACCAGACUUGGCCUUUUACACAACACCAUAAGCAAGAAGCUUAUUCAAGAAUUUAGCUUUAGUUGUGUUAAGGUUUUUAAAUUGCUUUAUGAUCAUGUUUUUUGCAACACUAAUGUGUCCAAACUUCAAUUAUUAUGUUUUUAUUUUCAGUUCAAGUACUAUUGUUUCACUUUCAGAAAUUUUUUGGCAGCAGUUCAUAACUUGCUAUAAUUUUUUUGAAAUGUUAAUUAGCUUUUACAUCUUUUUCCUGGACUGUAUUUCAUCUUGAGCCGAGGGUCUAUCGGAAACAGCCUCUAUACCUCUGAGGUAGUGGUACGGACUGCGUACACUCUACCCUCCCUAGUCCCCACUAUAUGGGAAUACACUAGGUAUGUUGUUGUUGUUAAUUAGCUUCUACCGAAACAUGUAAUUACGAGGGUCUAUCGGAAACAGCCACUUUACCUCUGAGGUAGUGGUACGGACUGCGUACACUCUACCCUCCCUAGUCCCCACUAUGUGGG
Capsicum annuum is the source of this 1743-nucleotide messenger RNA. RefSeq lists its product as uncharacterized. The record is from RefSeq and is a predicted model, not a curated record. Bases 487 to 1080 code for a protein of 197 amino acids. NCBI's taxonomy places the organism in Eukaryota, Viridiplantae, Streptophyta, Magnoliopsida, Solanales, Solanaceae. The transcript has 4 exons.